Manduca sexta (tobacco hornworm) is the source of this 3832-nucleotide messenger RNA. RefSeq names its product sex peptide receptor (gene NGR-A3). The transcript is spliced from 7 exons. Gene Ontology annotation, molecular function: G protein-coupled peptide receptor activity. The record is from RefSeq and is a predicted model, not a curated record. Bases 250 to 1560 code for a protein of 436 amino acids. Lineage: Eukaryota; Metazoa; Arthropoda; Insecta; Lepidoptera; Sphingidae. Gene Ontology annotation, biological process: G protein-coupled receptor signaling pathway. Gene Ontology annotation, cellular component: membrane.
GAAAUAUAUACGGUCCAAUCUCAGUUGUUCGCCGGCUUGCGCGCCAAACGACGGGCUGUUUCGCCCGUCUUAUCCGAGAAUACCCCGAACAAAUCUCGAUCAAAGUUCAUAACAAUUUGUUUAUCAUUUACAGCCAGUGUUUUUGUGGUUCGAAAAAAGAACGCGGAACGUUGGAUGGAUUUUUAAAAAAGAGGACACUUAAUCCGGAAUUAUGACAACUGACACGGUUCGCUUGUUACGAAAACCAAAAUGAUGGAAGACAAUGAUUCAAACAUCACGCAUACAUUGACCAAUUUGUUUGAAGAGAUGCUAUUGGAAACUGAGGUAGCGAGCGAGAAUCGGAGCAAUGUAGACUUCUCACACUUUCUAGCCGUGUUGCGUCAACAGUCUUCGAAGAAUAGCAGUCACGAGCCCCUCGACUUCGGAACUCUUGUCAAGUUAGUCGAUGGAUUGCGAAGUAGACUGAACCUAACGAAAUCUACAGAAGCGCCUUGCAAUUACUGCGAUGGAAACUUUCGAGACAUCAUCUUAGCAUACAACAGCAUCCACGGAUACAUCAGUCUCAUUGUUUGUUUCUUCGGCAGCCUGGCCAACGCCCUGAACGUGGCAGUGCUCACUCGAAGGGACUUAGCCGCUGCGCCCAUCAAUCGUCUGCUCAAAUGGCUAGCAGUCGCCGACGUGUUUGUCAUGCUGGAAUAUGUACCGUUCGCUGUUUAUAGAUAUCUGAUUCUGCCAGGCCAGCGCGAGAUGCCGUACAAGUGGGCGGCCUAUCUCCUCUUCCACAUGCACUUUGCGCAGAUAUUUCACACAGCAUCCAUCUGUCUCACCUUAUCCCUUGCUGUUUGGAGAUAUGUUGCGAUCAAAUAUUCGGAUAAAAAUCACAUAUUGUGCACGGAAAGGCGAUGCAGUACAGCCAUAUUGAGCAGCUUCAUACUACCGCCCAUACUAUGUAUCCCUACGUAUAUGGUAUUCGACAUCCACACGGCUGUAGUACUGGAACCCACUGGCCCCAUGAUCCUCUACCACGUCGACUCCGACGAAGAAGGGAACUUGUACCAAAUCAACUUCUGGGUUCACGCAGUACUCAUAAAGCUACUUCCUUGCUGCAUUCUAACAGUCAUCAGUCUUUGGCUCAUACGAGAGGUUUACAGUGCCAAUCAACAUCAGAAGAAAAUCAGGGUUUACAACGCCUGUCCAACGAACAACAAAGCGGUGAAACGACAGUGCAAAGCCGAUAGAAGAACAAAUAGAACAACGAAGAUGCUUGUAGCUGUUCUACUUCUCUUUCUAGUAACAGAGCUGCCGCAAGGAAUUCUGGGACUGUUAAGUGGUUUGCUCGGCCGUUGCUUCUUCAAACGCUGCUAUGAUUUGUUUGGGGAGUUAAUGGAUGCUCUGGCGUUGUUGAAUGGGGCUAUAAACUUCGUGCUGUACUGCUCGAUGUCCAGGCAGUUCCGCAUGACUUUCGGGCAGAUGAUGUGGCGCGCGCAGCUGCACCGCUGGCCCCCACCGCAGCCGUCACACUCCGACGGACAACAUACAGCCAAGUCAUCGCUACCUUGAGGAAGACACGUACAAGAGAAACACGCAACUGUUUUGCAACAUUUCCUGUAAAUAACCAUCUUACGGAUAAGAGUAAUGAUAAUGGAUCUCUACACGUUUUUUAAGAAUUGUGCGAAAAGUGACGUAGCGAUUUCGCUCUUAGCAAGUCGCCGUUUUAUUAGCAUUUCAUGUUUGUUAACUCCCAACGGAAGAUGGAAGGCUUUUAAUGGAAUAUAUUUUAUGGCAAAAUAAUGUCGUGGUGGUAUAUUUUAGCUUGAAUUUGCAUUUCGUAAAUGAUAUUGUGUUUUGUUGAAGCAAUGUUAAAUAAUGUUACAUUAAUCUUACAUUAACACGAUAGUCGAUACAGGUAAUUAAAUUAUUAUAUAUGAAACUAUAAUGAUAUAUAAACUGAAUUUGUAACUACGAAAGGAUAGGCAGAGUUGCAAUUUAUGCAUCAAUGUUUCUGAUUACCUGACUACUGAUUCAUCAUUACAUAGAACAAGUUCCCCGUCGCGUUUGUCUGUACCCAAUAAACUCAGAACUACUAUUACGUUUUUGAUACAAAAUAUGCACAUAUUUAUUCCUUUUGUAGAUAAUGUGUUAAAGCCUAUCUAUUUUUGAACGAUUCACCAUAAUAAAUGUUUGUUUAAAGUAAAAAUGUUACAUUUGUGUAUUUAGGCCUAACAUAAUGUAGUAGCAUAAAGUGUUAGCAAAAAUUUAAUUAUAAUGAAUACGCACAUGUUUUAAAAUAUCACUUUUUUAUUUGCUAAUGCUACUUGUUGUAUUAAAAUAUUAAGAUAGUGUCCAUUAAAAUUUAUAAGGUCACGUUGUCAAAUAAAUAAUUAAUAUGAAAUCUUAUUUACGAAUAUGUAAUUCUACUAAUUGGAAAAUAAAUUCAUCUUUUAAAUUAUGAUGCUCUGCGCACGUAUAUGCAAAUUAUAUCAUACCCAACCUAGCUUCUAGCUUGUGUAUGAUUUUAAUACAAUUUUAUAUUACCCAAUUAAUUUUCGUAACUUCAUUGAGGUCAAUUGAAUUGUUUAGACUAAAUAAGUACGUACCUAUUUUAAUUAUUAUAUUCAUAAGGCUACAGAUAUAGUGAAAUGUAGAAUGGAAAAUCGUAUCUAUUAGUGCAAACCUAUGCACGAAUUACGGAAUUCCGAAGGAUUCUGACGUAGCCAGCUACCACUAUACCUAAAACCACAAUGUACUACAAUAUCGACUUAAUCAAGAUUUCUAACAUAAGACGAUGAUGAAGACGAAGCAAUCAUAAUUAUCGAAUGAAAAAUUUCGCAAGUAUUUCGCAAUGGACUAUAAUAUGAGGCCACCUAACCAUUCACGCUUUUUAUCCCCAAUAGGGUAGGCACAGGUGUAACUUGUGUAACACUUUUAGCCAUGUGUUCUGUCCCAUGAUGCGAUAGCGGGUCAGCCUAUCGUCAUAUCGUGCACAAGUUUUAGACUCUGGACUGAUCGAGCAGAAAAACCCGAUAUAACUGCUUGUUCCAGGAUUCGAACCCGAAACUUCAAAGCGGUCGUAUUUACCACUAAUAUAACUGCGCCGCCGAGGCACGCUUUUAUCGAAGCAGGCCGGCGUAAUUUUAAUAAAUUAUUCGGCACUAUACUUGGACAUUAUACCUAACACAAAAUCCUACUAGAUUAUUACAUUAUUAUUAUUUAUACUUAAUUUGCUUCAGUAAAGCAAGGCAACAACAUAUUGGACUGACCAUGUCCUUUCAUUACAAUCUCACCCUAUUCAAUGUGCUGAUUUUUAAAUUACAACACAAACAAGUAAAUAACGACAGUUGUGUGCGAAUUUCUUCCACUCCUAUCAGUCAAGUUAUAAUUGAUUUGAUCUAUAACUUUUAAUUAACAAUUGAAACAACGGAUAUUUUCCGAUAUUUAACAAAAUUAGCCAAUAAUAAGAAUGCAUGAGUCCGAUAAUUUUUUUUCAUAACACUGAUUUCAAAUAUAUAAUUUAUCAUGGCAAAAUUAGCUUAAAUCUAGCUUUACACCCGUCAAUAUAUAUUUUUUUCAUAUAAAAACAUUAUAUAUUAUGUAUGCCAAGUCUAUGUGUACAUUUAACGGUGCCAUACUUGCAUUUCGUAGUUUUAUAAUAUAUUUAAGACGUUGUAGUAUUGUAUUAGCUAUGUUUCUCUUGUGCGAUGAAAUGUUAGUUGUUAAGUAUAUGCUAGUCAUUUUGCUAAAUGUUUUUUCGUUCGCCAUCGAGUUAUGCUCACGUAUACAAAAGUUGAUGUAAAGGUGUACAUAUCGUUUUAUAAAUAAAGUUUUUAUUGUG